GGUCUUAGAUCUUGUAUCAUUAUGCAGCGGGUUAUUUGGUGUAUCCAUUUUCUCAAACGACUCGAUCCGACCCGUCAAAUUCCAAGUGAGGGCAGCAGUAACAGACGACAGAGAUUCCAUUAUCUAGCAAUAUCCACCAUUAUCAAAUAUAGGAGAAUUCAGUCAUCUCCGUCCCUCCCUCGGCUUAAAAAUGCCAUCAUCUAACGCCGCCACCGUCCUGUCUACGGUUCCUCCAAUUCAAAGUCCAAAGUUUAACUGCAAAAGGGUCUCAAUAAAUUGUCAUGGCAAUUUUGGUGGUAAAACGGUCAACACACUGACAGUGUUUAGAAGACUCAAUUGUUCUACUCAUACCAUUGCACGGGAUGGUAGUAAGUCGGCUGACCUUGAUGUGCCAUUCCCCGGUGACUACUCUGAACUUCUCGAACAAGCAAAAAAUGCUGUUGAAUUAGCUGUGAAAGAUGGCAAACAGUUGAUGGAAAUCGAAUUCCCAACAGCUGGACUUGAUUCUGUACCUGGUGAUGGUGAAGGAGGAAUAGAAAUGACUGGAAGCAUGAUGCUGAUACGUGAAUUUUGUGAUCAGUUUGUAACCCCUGAGAAAGCUACACGAACUAGAAUAUUUUUCCCGGAGGCAAAUGAAGUAAAAUUUGCAAGAAAAUCGGCUUUUGAAGGAGCAUCUUUUAAGUUAGACUAUCUUACAAAGCCUUCAUUUUUUGAGGAUUUUGGUUUGACCGAAAAGGUCAAAAUGGCAGACCGUGUGCAACCUGAAGAUGAAAUGUUCCUAGUUGCUUAUCCAUAUUUUAAUGUCAAUGAGAUGCUUGUGGUGGAAGAGCUUUACAAGGAAGCAGUCUCCAAUACUACACGAAAAAUGAUUAUAUUCAAUGGAGAACUUGACCGGAUAAGGUCUGGUUAUUAUCCACCAUUCUUCUACCCUAAGCUUGCUGCACUAACCAAGACUCUCCUGCCAAAGAUGGAGACUGUAUAUUAUAUUCACAAUUUUAAAGGACGCAAUGGAGGAGCCCUUUUCAGGUGCUACCCAGGUACUUGGAAAGUCUUCAAGAAAGUGCGGGAUAAAUAUCUUUGUUUGCAUGAACAGGAAGCCAUGCCAUCCCUCAAGGAAGUUGCCUUGGACAUCCUGCCGUCAGCUUGAGAUCUCAGUUAUGUUGGCCUCUCAUGAGGUCCUGGAAAGUGCAACAAGAAAGCUCAACAAGGUACAAGUUUGAUUGUACUAAUGGUUUUUAAAUUUAUAUAUAACUGCAUUGGUGAUUCUUUCUGAAUUUUAAAUGUUCAUUCAAAACAUGAAGUAUCAGAAACAUAUAUAUAAGUUUAUGUUUGAGCAGAUGAAUUUCUAUAUAGCACUUGGCUGAAAAAGCUGAAAAUGAAUUAAACCUUUACUAUGGCAUUGACAAAAAAGCAAACUCAUUGCUCGGUUUAUCAAGUUAUGUCACCUGAAAAAUAGUUUUGAAGAAGGAAGAUAACGGCUUUGGAAUUCAUUGUUCUCAUAUUGCUAUAAGGAUGGAAAUUUGGGAGACAAGGGAAGUUCCGCAUCAGUCUGUAUGUAAUGCAAUUCCUGAAGACAGCUUCAGAAGGUGAUUUAUUAUAAAAGAAUUUAUGUGUAUAAAA
Molecule: messenger RNA, 1620 nt
Organism: Mangifera indica (mango)
Lineage: Eukaryota; Viridiplantae; Streptophyta; Magnoliopsida; Sapindales; Anacardiaceae
Exons: 10
Coding region: 191-1147 (318 amino acids)
Source: RefSeq, a predicted model, not a curated record